AUGCUGUUCUGCCCGACAUGCUCGAAUAUGCUUAUCAGCGCAAUGGACGAGGAGACGACCAACAACAAGUGGACGUGUUCCAUUUGCCCGUACCAAUUCCCGAUGACCAAGCAGUUCAAUACGCGCCAUAAGCUCAGACGUAAGGAGGUUGAUGAUGUGCUAGGUGGAGAGGAGACAUGGAAGAAUGUCGACCAGACCGAUGCCGAAUGCCCGAAAUGCUCGAACCUCAGAGCUUUCUUCAUGCAGAUUCAGAUCAGAAGUGCGGACGAGCCGAUGACGACGUUUUACAGAUGCACGAAUGCGAAAUGCGCGAAUCAAUGGAGAGAAGGAUAG
Molecule: messenger RNA, 333 nt
Organism: Wallemia ichthyophaga EXF-994
Lineage: Eukaryota; Fungi; Basidiomycota; Wallemiomycetes; Wallemiales; Wallemiaceae
Product: DNA-directed RNA polymerase III subunit RPC10
Exons: 4
Coding region: 1-333 (110 amino acids)
Biological process (GO): DNA-templated transcription; termination of RNA polymerase III transcription
Cellular component (GO): RNA polymerase III complex
Molecular function (GO): zinc ion binding; nucleic acid binding; DNA-directed RNA polymerase activity
Source: RefSeq, a predicted model, not a curated record